CACUCUGUCAGCUUUUCGUGGUCAUGGCUGACUGGACUGACUGUCUGAACUUUGGGAUCUCUGUGGCUAGAGAGGCUGGAAAGGUGGUUCUGGCAGCUCUGCAGCAGCAGAAGGAGGUGGACCUGAAGAGUUCUCCGGCGGAUCUUGUGACCGAGACCGACCAGAGAGUUGAGAAGAUUCUGAUCUCAGAAAUCAGGAAAAAGUUUCCUCAACACAGGUUCAUUGGAGAAGAGUCUGUGGCAGCAGGUGAGCGUGUGCAGCUGACCAACAGUCCUACCUGGAUCAUUGACCCCAUCGACGGGACUGUAAACUUCGUUCACAGGUUUCCAUUCGUGGCUGUCUCUAUAGCCUUCUCUGUCAACAAGCAGACGGAGUUCGGGAUCGUCUACAGCUGUGUGGAGGACAAACUGUUCCACGCUCAGAGAGGACGAGGAGCUUUCCUAAAUGGAGAACCACUGCACGCCUCUGGACAGGAAGACAUCAACAGGUGUGUGGUGGUGACGGAGAUUGGGGCGGAGCGUGAUGAACUCUCCUUGUCCACCAUGACUUCCAACAUCUUCAGGCUGCUGAAGCUUCCUGUACAUGGGGUUCGUGCACUCGGCACCGCGGCCGUCGACAUGUGUCAGGUAGCAACAGGUGGAGCAGAUGCGUACUACCACAUCGGGAUGCACUGCUGGGACAUCGCUGCCUCCGCCAUUAUCGUGCAGGAAGCCGGAGGCGUCGUUAUGGAUACCGAUGGCUCUGGCUUUGACAUGAUGUCUAGGAGGGUCAUCGCUGCCAGCUCCUGGGCUGUGGCCAACCACAUUGCUCAGGUGGUUCAGGCCUUUCCGUGUUGCCGUGACGACGACGACACUUACAAAUGUACCUAUGGAGCUGCAGGUGUGAAUGGACUAUAGGUCAGUUGACAGGAAGUUGUUUGUGAAGAUUUCAACACAAUAAAAUCUGGAAAACG
Messenger RNA from Melanotaenia boesemani (Boeseman's rainbowfish), 952 nucleotides. RefSeq names its product inositol monophosphatase 1-like. The coding region runs from base 24 to 896 and encodes 290 amino acids. The record is from RefSeq and is a predicted model, not a curated record. The transcript has 8 exons. Lineage: Eukaryota; Metazoa; Chordata; Actinopteri; Atheriniformes; Melanotaeniidae. Gene Ontology annotation, biological process: inositol metabolic process; phosphatidylinositol phosphate biosynthetic process; signal transduction. Gene Ontology annotation, molecular function: inositol monophosphate 1-phosphatase activity.